ACACUGAUUUGACAUUUCCAUAUGUCAUUAUUUGUCAAUUGAUGAAUCCUAAAAAAUAGCCGACAAACUCUAUAAUUAUAUUGAGAAAAUAAUAAAGAAGUAAUAAAUGCUAGCACUUUUUAUAAGUAAACAUGCAAAACGAAGUGGAAGUAACAUUACCUGCGUUAAAAUACUUAACGGGCGAAACAGAGCACGUUUGUAGGUUAUGUUUUGCUUCGACUGAAGGAGCAGUGAUAUCUUUAGAAGACACUACGAGGUUCCAAAGGCCGUAUAUUGAUGAAACUUUGACUUUUUCCGACAUGCUACAAGAAUUAGGGGUAACAUCAGAACUUGAGUUACCUCAAGAGCUGUGCUCAAAUUGUGCCUCAAUGACAAUGAACUCAUAUUUAUUUCGUAAACUUUGCCAACAUUCAAAUGACAGAUGGAACGAUGUAUUAAAUAAGUUUAACAAAACAUUAGACCAAUCUAACACAGUUGGACCAAAUGUACAAACAGUGUAUUUGAUGGUUCAUAAAAACGAAAAUUUUAUGUUUACAAGUAAGAAGAGUCACACAUUGAAAAGCAAAAAGACUGUGCUUGCAAAAAUAAAAGAUAUACUCAAAAGUAGAGAAACUUAUGUAAAAGUGCGGCAGAAAAGUUCGAACAUUAUAUGUGAGGAAUGUGGGGAGAGGUUCAAGUCCAACUGCCACCUUGUGAAACACAUGCGGGUGCACAGUGACACACGUUAUCCCUGCCCGCAAUGUACUAAAGUGUUCGCAUCACAACUCCAACUGGAAGAACAUGCUGAGAGAGUGCACUAUCCAAAGCGAAUACAAUGUCCCAAGUGUUCAAAAAUGUUCAGCACUAACAGAAUGCUCAAGCACCAUGACAAGUUGCAUCACAUUGCAGCUAUAUGCAAACUUUGUUUUGUUCAGUUCCCAUCCAAGAAGGAUCUGAGAGCUCACCUAGACAAACAUGACGUAAACAAGUGUGCUCGCUGCAACAAAUCAUUUGUUAAUAAACAUACAUAUAAAUAUCACUUGAAAAUAUGUGGCAAAAGUGAUGAACGACAACCUAGUUUCUUUUGUGACAUAUGUAAUAAAGGAUAUGCUAGGAAGAAUGGUUUACGAUCACAUUUAAAAAUUGAUCAUGGUUUUGGUAAUGUUCUAUCUUGUAACUGGUGUGGUAAAAAAUUUGAUGCAAUUAGUAGACUAAGAAAUCACAUUGUGAAACAUACCAAAGAGAGGAAUUAUCACUGUGAGCAUUGUGGCAAUAAAUUUGUAACACAGGCGGCUUUAGUCUAUCACAUACGACUGCAUACUGGCGAGAGGCCCUUUCCCUGUGACUUAUGUGGAGAGAGCUUCCUCUCAGCAUCAAGAAGGAUGGAGCAUAAAAGGCGGAAACAUUUUGGUCCCACUAAAGAAUGUCCAGUUUGCCAUGUUAAGUUUGUUACUGGACAUCAGCUCAGGAAACAUGUGCAAAGACAUUAUAAUCCUCAGAGCAAGUUGUUUGUGCCAGAAGCUAAUGUCAACCCAAAUGUAGAAGGACAAGAAUACUCCAAAAUCACAGAUUUAUUGGCAUUGUAGAUGUAUA
Molecule: messenger RNA, 1572 nt
Organism: Manduca sexta (tobacco hornworm)
Lineage: Eukaryota; Metazoa; Arthropoda; Insecta; Lepidoptera; Sphingidae
Product: zinc finger protein 1 homolog
Exons: 2
Coding region: 132-1565 (477 amino acids)
Biological process (GO): regulation of transcription by RNA polymerase II
Cellular component (GO): chromosome; nucleus
Molecular function (GO): RNA polymerase II cis-regulatory region sequence-specific DNA binding; zinc ion binding; chromatin insulator sequence binding
Source: RefSeq, a predicted model, not a curated record